Penicillium crustosum is the source of this 213-nucleotide messenger RNA. RefSeq lists its product as uncharacterized. Bases 1 to 213 code for a protein of 70 amino acids. The transcript has 2 exons. Lineage: Eukaryota; Fungi; Ascomycota; Eurotiomycetes; Eurotiales; Aspergillaceae. The record is from RefSeq and is a predicted model, not a curated record.
AUGAUAGUCGAUAUCACUAUAGGCCGUCGGAAGCUGCUGGACUGCUCGAACCUCCACGCCGGAACGACCCCCUUCGAUGCAUCUCUCAAGCCAUAUGUUUCCAUAUGUACCGCUUCCAAUCUCGCGUUGCCGUUGCUAGUGUUCCGCUCGAACUACAAGCCGGCGUCCGGAAGCCAGGUCAUAUUCAUGAACUUGAGCCUCAAAGCUCAAUGA